Messenger RNA from Protopterus annectens (West African lungfish), 721 nucleotides. RefSeq names its product parvalbumin alpha-like. Lineage: Eukaryota; Metazoa; Chordata; Ceratodontiformes; Protopteridae. Gene Ontology annotation, molecular function: calcium ion binding. Bases 120 to 449 code for a protein of 109 amino acids. The transcript is spliced from 5 exons. Gene Ontology annotation, cellular component: cytoplasm; nucleus. The record is from RefSeq and is a predicted model, not a curated record.
UGUAAACAGAGUCGGGGGGUGAAGAGUAUAUAAACUGUCACAGAACUUCGGGACACAGCAACAGUCCUCACAUCCAACUCUGCUUUCUCUUUGCCUUCAAGAAACUUGUGAGAUUCACCAUGGCCUUCAGCGGACUCCUGAAUGCUGACAAUGUCACAGCUGCUUUGCAGAGCGUCUCAGCUGCAGACUCCUUCAACUACAAAAACUUCUUUGCCAAGGCUGGCAUCUCUGGCAGAAGUGCAGACCAGCUGAAACAAAUCUUUGCAGUUCUUGACCAGGACAAGAGUGGCUUCAUUGAGGAAGAUGAGUUGAGACUGUUCCUGCAGAACUUCUGUACUGGUGCAAGAGCUCUUACUGAUGCAGAGACAAAGGCCUUCAUGCAGGCAGGUGACAGUGAUGGUGAUGGCAGGAUUGGAGUUGAAGAGUUCACUGCCCUGGCAAGCCAUUAAAUAAAGGAGGACAAAGACCAAACCUUUAACUAUACUGAAAGCAGAAUAUGAAUGUUAAAAGCAUUUUUUUUACAUUUUAUAUAAAGAAGUAUAUUUAUAUGACAAAUGUAUUAUUAAUGUUGCUACAGCAUUUUGAUAGAGAAAUGACGCUCUGCUCAUGUGACCUUUAUUGUUUGACAUCUUAAAUAAAAAUGCUGCCUAACCAUAUUUAUUGCAUUUUGGAACUCCAUACUUUAUGGAAAAAAGUGACAAUAAAAUCAUGUUGACUCAAA